AUGUCGUCGACCUCUCCCUCAAAGGAACCGGAGGUGGACCCGGAAGCGCAGUCAAAUGAAGAGGAAAUGGAUAAGGAUCCAGAUCAAGUGCAUGGUCAAGAGUUCGAGGUGAAGGAGCAGGACCGAUGGCUCCCGAUUGCAAAUGUUGCGCGCAUUAUGAAAACGGCUCUGCCUGAAAAUGCAAAAAUCGCAAAAGAGGCCAAGGAAUGCAUGCAAGAAUGCGUGAGUGAAUUUAUCUCGUUUAUCACCAGUGAAGCCUCCGAAAAAUGCCAGCAGGAGAAGCGCAAGACCGUCAACGGCGAGGAUAUUCUGUUCGCUAUGACGUCGCUCGGGUUCGAGAACUAUGCUGAGGCUCUCAAAAUCUAUCUUUCCAAGUAUCGCGAGACUCAGUCCGCAAGAGGAGAGAACCAGGGCCGGCCACCGAGCAGUUACAGUGCGGCCGGACGUCCUGGUACCGCCGCCUCGGGAGGCUUCCCCGAUGCUGCCAACAAUGCCAGCAUUCUGAACCCAGCCCUCGAUCCAUCUGAGCAGGAUACUGCUGCCUAUGGAUACCCACCCAUGCCUCACAACGGAGCCGGUGGAGAGUCUUACUAG
Aspergillus ruber CBS 135680 is the source of this 594-nucleotide messenger RNA. RefSeq names its product nuclear transcription factor Y subunit beta. Bases 1 to 594 code for a protein of 197 amino acids. Gene Ontology annotation, molecular function: RNA polymerase II cis-regulatory region sequence-specific DNA binding; DNA-binding transcription activator activity, RNA polymerase II-specific; protein heterodimerization activity. Gene Ontology annotation, biological process: regulation of transcription by RNA polymerase II. Gene Ontology annotation, cellular component: CCAAT-binding factor complex; nucleus. Lineage: Eukaryota; Fungi; Ascomycota; Eurotiomycetes; Eurotiales; Aspergillaceae. The record is from RefSeq and is a predicted model, not a curated record. The transcript is spliced from 4 exons.